Messenger RNA from Haemonchus placei, 432 nucleotides. The record is from the annotation of a GenBank genome assembly. Lineage: Eukaryota; Metazoa; Nematoda; Chromadorea; Rhabditida; Trichostrongylidae.
AUGGACAAGAAUGUAAAGUUGACGAGUCUCCGUUUCGAAGUGUUCGUCAACAUACCCGAAUAUUUACCGUUAAUGGAAGCAGCUGGUAAUCGCCUCACUGUACGCACCAUCGAAGAACAGCCGUUUCCAGACUUACUGGGACAUUCCGCUCCCACUGGAUUUGUUAGCAGUUUCGGCAUAAAAUUGAAGACAACAACGCGGCUACCAGCCCCAUGCGGAGACUGCAUUCACGGAGGCAAAGACGAAGAUUACAUUUACGUCACCAAACAGAGAGUGCCUGAAGCGAGAAAUGCAAUACGCCGUACGAUAUCCGGCGACAACUGUUUCCAAGUGUCGGCAACAGUGCAGGUGUUCAUAGACUUUUUCACUAGGAAGUCUAUUCGGUGUCCUAUUCAGCUUCUCGUUAGCCAGCCGUUCCCGGUGGCUGUCUAA